GUGGUUUCUAUUUCUUUUAAUUUUUUUCUUUUCUGGUUCUGUAUCUGGUUUAAUGUAAAGUGUCAUAUUUUUUUUUCAGUUUUUUGUUUGAGAAGUUCGAGUCAUAUCAGUUUAUUUGAGACCUUAAAACACACAGGGAAAACCAGGUUAACGGUGUGUUCAUACCAAAGUGAAUUUUUGCAAGUUUACUCACAGGAUCAUUUGUGUUACUCGCAAGUAACACAAGUGAAUAUUCGCUUUUAAUCUAGCUUACUAUGGUGGUAUGAGCCCCAAAUAGACAGAUUUUGCUGUGAUUUAAUGUCAAACAACAGAAAGGAUGCUGAAAUAAAUACAUCAUGAUGGUGAUUUGGAAAAUGUCUGAAUUCAUACUUUGUCGAGUCUGUACGCUAGACGACAAGCAAAGAACUUUUAAAAUGCUUGCUUUCUGAAUAGAGUUCAGAUCAAUCAGGGCCAUGCUAACUUAGCUCAUAUUAGUCAGAGCAAUGUCCUUUUCUGUCCUGUAUUAAUAGGAAAUAGUAUCAUAGAGCUCUGGGUGCACACAGACAGUAAGGGUGGUGGGUGUAUGGAAGCGAAUCGUGACCAAAAUUUAAAUUUAAAUGCAUUUGCAGAAAUGCUUUUUCAUUUUAAGAAUGUGGCUGCAUUAUUUGACUCAUAAUUAAAAUUAAUAAUCAAUCAUCCUAUUUGCAUUUUAAUUUUCUUAUUCGAGACUGCUCAUUCUUUUACUUAAUUAAAAUGAAAAAGAAAAAGACAUUUGAGAUUUAAUUUUCAAAAUAUGCCCCAGCAAAUAGAUAGCAAAAUUCAAUUUGAAAUGUAAAAUUUGAAAAUUUAAAUGCAUUUGAAGAAAUGCUUUUUCAUUUUAAGAAUGUGGCUGCAUUAUCUGACUCAUAAAUAAAAUAAGUAAUCAAUCAUCCUAUUUGCAUUUGCAUUUUCUUCUUAACUGCACAUUUUAUGCCAUCAUCAAAAAGAAAACAAAGAGGAGAUUGUUAUUUCGUUUUUGUGGUCUGCCCCGCAAAAUAGUGCCCAUAAUUCGAAAAGGAUUCGGCAAUCUGAGCGGCGCAGGAGAGUGGCGUCAGUAGCCGCUCUUCUUCAGCUCCAGUAGAGGGCGGUGUGCACAUUUCAUAUAUCGACGCAUGGAGUUCAAAAAUCUGGAGUUAAACAAAAAAGUGCUAAAGUGUUAGAUUUUGGGAGUUUAUUCUCUCCAUUUAACUACAGCUUGUGUUCAGGGUAACUCUUUGGCGGAGUGAUAUUUGGGUGUUCAUUCACUGGGUGUUGAGGAGCCUGAUUCAACACCUGAGUUCACAGCUUUGUCCCGCGCUCCGCUCAGCAGUCUUCACUUGGACUUCACCGUGACUCUUGAGCCAGUGGUCAAGAUGUUGUUGAAGGUACAACAAGGAAGGACAAAGAAGUAUGUGAAACUGGAAGAGGUCAGCUUCUCAGAUUUUAUAAAUGCAGUGCAGCAGAAGUUUCUCAUACCAGAAGAUAAAGUGCUAAAAGUCGCAGAUGAGCAGGGCAUAGAGGUGGAUGAGAAUGUCUUUCCAGAACUUGCAACAGAAGCAAUGUGUUUUGUUAUCUCCACUGAUGAUGAGUGGGACAGCGACAUGGCUUCUCUUCUUGUCUUGCUGCAUCUUCUCACUCCACAACCAGCUGGAAGGAAGAGGCCCAAGAAGAUCAGUGUCAUAGAGGCAACAGAUCAUCUGGUGAAAUUUCAGAAGUCCUGCCAGAGCCUGGAGGAUCACCUCAUGACCACUGAAGGAAACCCUCAGCCAUAUCUUACUUUUGUUGGGAUGUACCCUGGGAAAAAUUUGAGACUAAAAUGUGGUCAAGUAGGAUGUUGCUUGCAAUUUUCAAGUUAUUCUGGAUUUAGAAGACACUUGAUUAAGAUACAUGCUUCUAGUGAUAACACCUGUGUGCCUCCUGAGACCCCCUCUAGCCAUGACAGCCAACAGCACAAUAAUUCUCAGUGCCUAAAUGAUGGAACACCCUCUACUUCAUCCCAAAUUAUUGAGGCAGGCCCUUCAGUGUCAACUCACAGCAAAGAUAUGUGUGUCUGAUGUGUGAUUCACAUUUGUAUGUCAGAGGGUUGUAUUAUUUAAUGUAUUAACAUAACAACUAUAUGGAAUUCACCCUUGUUUUUAUGUACAUGUUUAUGUACUUAAAUUACAGGUUUAAAGUCUACCUCAUGUUAAUACAUUCCUGCAUUACAGAAAAGUUCUUUGUUAUCCUGUCAGACAUUUGUGCAAUGCUUUUAUACUAUGUUUGUACUUUCUGCACUUUUCUCUUGCACUACAGAGAGAUGUGGUACUGACAUGAUUUGUGGAAUAACUGCCUGUUCCAGCUGUUUAGCUGCUGUUAAAGCAGUUUGUUUUAAAUGUGAAUAUGUCUGGUUGGUUUGCUGUAACAUGUUUACAGUUUGUACACACAUGGAUUUAAAAUAAAAAUGUGUGGUAAUCAAAGUUUUUUGUAGU
Dicentrarchus labrax (European seabass) is the source of this 2465-nucleotide messenger RNA. RefSeq lists its product as uncharacterized. NCBI's taxonomy places the organism in Eukaryota, Metazoa, Chordata, Actinopteri, Moronidae. The transcript has 5 exons. The coding region runs from base 1371 to 2051 and encodes 226 amino acids. The record is from RefSeq and is a predicted model, not a curated record.